This is a messenger RNA of Acaulospora colombiana, 145 nucleotides long. NCBI's taxonomy places the organism in Eukaryota, Fungi, Glomeromycota, Glomeromycetes, Diversisporales, Acaulosporaceae. The record is from the annotation of a GenBank genome assembly.
AUGUCUGUAGUAAAACCAAAACCUGAUACUUCGCAUUCUAAUUCUACCUCAUUAGGCGCAACUGUUGCUGGAAAUCCCACUCCUCAAGUGACCCUAAACCACGCUACGGCUCUAGAAAAGUAUAAAAAGAAGGAUUCUAGUAAAG